Molecule: messenger RNA, 3055 nt
Organism: Diabrotica virgifera virgifera (western corn rootworm)
Lineage: Eukaryota; Metazoa; Arthropoda; Insecta; Coleoptera; Chrysomelidae
Product: apoptosis inhibitor 5-like
Exons: 8
Coding region: 169-1749 (526 amino acids)
Biological process (GO): negative regulation of apoptotic process
Cellular component (GO): nucleus
Molecular function (GO): RNA binding
Source: RefSeq, a predicted model, not a curated record
UGUCUAAGGGUUGAUAAACAACAGAUUGAUGAAUGAUUGAUUGAUGAUUGAUGUUGAUUCUGUCAUAUUGUUUUUGUUAGUUUGUUGCCGGUUUAUAGAGGAAAAAUAUUAUAUUGUAGAAGUAGAAUAGUAGUUAAUACAAACCUGAAAGAAUAUUAGAUUAUAAGGAUGGCUGACAAAUUUGAAGAGUUAUAUCAAAAGUAUAAUCUUUUAUCCAGCGCUAAGGAAAACAUUACAGAGCUUUCUGAUGAAUACCUGGAAUGUAUAGAACAUGCCAAAGGUACAGACAAGGAAAAGAAAUUAGCGGCACAAAUUAUUGCCCAAUAUUUCAAACAUUUUCCACAACAUAAUGAAAAAGCUUUAAGUGCCGUCUUUGAUCUUUGUGAAGAUGGUGACACAUCGAUACGAAUAAGUGCCAUUAUGUUCCUGCCAAUGUUAUGUAAACAUUCUAAAGAAAUUGCUACAGUGGUAGCUGAUAUUUUAGCUCAACUGAUGAUCCUGUUAGAUCAACAACAAGAAUUUAAUGUUACUUGCAAUUCUCUGGAUCAGGUAUUCAAAGAGUACCCAUUACAAACAUUAAAAGCCUUGUUUGCUCAGAUAUAUGCAGCCGAACCAACUACUAGGGAAAAUGCUGUCAAAUACAUAUACAAAAAGAUGAUCAAAUUAGAUGAUAAAGUUACAGCUAUAUGUACUGACUUACUUAUAGAGGAAGGGAAGAAGAUACUACAGGUGUCUACAGUAACAGAGUUUUUAAUAAUAAUUCCUUUCUUUAUGAACACAAAAUAUUCAAAAACAGCAAUUGGCCAACAGGAAUUGGCUAAUUUAAUAGCACAUAGAGCAGACAUAAACCAAGAGUUUGAUAGCAAAGAUAGUUUGUUUUGUGAUAGACUUAUUAUCUGCACUGACCAUGUCUUGCCUAUUUUCAAUGCAACAGUUGAAUCGACAGAGUAUGUAAAAUUCUAUUGUAAGGAAAUAUUGCCAAAUUGGGAUCUUAUCGCUGAAUUACAAGAUGGUGAAGUAAUGCAAACAAAGCUUUUACAACUGCUGGCUGAUCUUUCGAAUCAUUGUGGCAAAUUAGAUACUCCAUCAUCAUACAUUGUUCAUAUAUUUGAUAAAUUGAAGCUGUACAUGCCUCUUCCACCAGAAGAUGAGGAUAUAAACCAAAUUCCAAAUCUAAACUUCUCUGCUGUAGAAUGUUUACUUUAUGCCUUCCACAAAUUAGUAAGACAGGCUCCUGAAUAUUUGACAUCAGAUCCAACUACAUUCAACGAUUUUAGAUCUAGACUGGCUUAUUUCUCCAGAGGUGUAGGAGGAUGCAAACGUGCUCUUGAGAUAGUACAUAACAAAGAUGACGAAAAAAUUAAAACAGCACCUACACUAUUAGACAAUAUUAAUACUUUGAUCAAAGACUUAUUUUAUCAGACCCCUACAUAUAGGUGUAAUAUUCACUUAUCCUUUAAACCUGUGAAUAGUUCUAGAAAGGAACCAAUAAAACUGCUAAGUACACAGAAAAGAUAUGCUCCUAUCGACUUUAACUCAAGUAAUGGUAAUCAAAUAAGUCAUAAGCAUAUAAGAACAAAUAAAGGUUCUGAAAAUAUGAAAUUGUAUACGCCACCUAGUGGGAAGUUUAGCAAUAAUUUCCAAAGCUACGAUGAUAUGGGCGGUCGUGGUAGAGGAAGGGGUGGAAAAGGAAUGAGAGGAGGUCCUAGAGGACUUAGAGGAAUGAAACCUAGAGGAUGGAAAAACUAGGUUCAGGCUAAACGUCCAGGAAAUUAUUUUCAGUUCUAAUAAUUAGAACUUCAACAAAGUGACUUUUUAUAGUAUCUAAUUCUAAUUCAUUGUUCUAUCGUAUUUAUCCAUAUUUAAGUUGUAACUUAUUUUCUCUUUAUAUAUUGGCGGGCAAAAAAUUUAGGUCACAUUUAAAUUUUGCGUUUUGGGGUAGUAAUUUGUUUACAAUUGUAUCGGUCUCUUACAUGGACGUAUAAAUAAAGAUUAUACGUCUUUAUACAUCUUUAUUUAUACGUCCAUGGUUUUAAUAUUAUGUAGGGAUGGUUGUUUUGACUGAUCCAAUAUUUUUGAAUACAUUGAUAUUAUCACUGGAGAAUGAUCCGAUGAUAACUCAUGGCAGGAUUUCGCUAUGCAUUUUUUAGUUUCAACACCUUUUGUGACUCAAAAGUCAAUAGCAUCGGGAAUCUUGUUCCUGUCAGAUGGCCAGUAUGUUGGUUCUCCAGUAGAUAUUUGCUGUAGAUUAUUCGCCCUCAUUGCUGAGAUCAAUGCUCGCCAUUUUGUAGUUGUUAAUCUGGAACCCCAUUCUGGAUGUUUGGCAUUAUAGUCGCCACCAGCCAGGAAUCUGUUUCCGAGUGUGUAGAAAAACUCGUAAUGUUCGUUCUUAUUAUUGAGUUUUGGAAGACAAUAGAUUAAUUCAAUAUUGAUUAUUAAAAUUAGUUUCCAAAAUAAAGUAACGACAGUUUACAACCGAAAAUGUCAACGAGACAUCACAAUUUCAAUCAUCAUCAUCACGUAGCGCUACAACCCUGGGUGGGUCCUGGCUGACUGUACAACUUUAUUCCAAUUUGUUCGGUCUUCCAUCAACCUAGGGUCAAAUGGGAUGUUCAUUUUUCAGAGAUCUGCUUGAAUGUUAUCUCUCCACCGCAUUCUGGGACGUCCGAGUGGUCUUUUGCCUGUAGGAAUCUCCUCGCAUACCAGUCUUACAAGUCUCUCGUUAUGAAGUCUGUGCACGUGGCCUGCCCAUCUUAGUCGCUGUGAUUUAAUUUCUUAGACAAUAUCGGUGUCAUUGUAGAGUUCUUUCAAUUCGAGGUUGGUUCAGUAGGCGAAUUCUAUAAUUUUCGUUAUAAUCGCGAAAGCUAAGCUAAACGAUAGCGAAGUUGAUUUAUGUUCAUAUUCUAUAAGGUUAGUUUUCGCUUUCGCUUCGUUAUCAUAGCGGCAUACGAUAAUAUACGAGUUUAAACGAUGUAUGAAUAAAUAAUUACGGCAACAUUGCAAAUAUACGUGCAGGGAGUAAAAAAAAGAAGAAAUAAAGAAAGAAGAAGAGUAA